Messenger RNA from Pygocentrus nattereri (red-bellied piranha), 1786 nucleotides. RefSeq names its product kisspeptin 2 (gene kiss2). The record is from RefSeq and is a predicted model, not a curated record. NCBI's taxonomy places the organism in Eukaryota, Metazoa, Chordata, Actinopteri, Characiformes, Serrasalmidae. Bases 17 to 622 code for a protein of 201 amino acids. The transcript is spliced from 3 exons.
UGACCUGGUCAGCGGCAUGGUUGCUUUCUGGCUGAGACGGACAGUCGCUUUGUUACUCUCUCUCUCUCUCGGAGCUGAUGGUAAAGCUGCUGCAGGGAUCGGCUGCUGCCCCUCUUUAAAGCCACUGCUGUGCCCCCCCUGGCCCUUGGCCCCAACACAUGGACUGCACGAGCUGCUCAUCACUCACAGCCUGAGGAGCAGCAGCGGGUGGAGAAGCUUCAGCAGCAGAAUGAGGAUCCAGGCGCUCAUCCUGUUCAUCUCAGCCAUGACUGCCCAGCAGGCAACGUCAGGAGCCCCCAGCACAGACGCGGCGCUGUCCGAGCACCUCAGCUCCCCAGGCGACUUUGCGCCCUCCAGACUCAGAGGACGUCCCACAGUGGAGCAGCGGGAUGCCGAUGAGCCAGAGGAGGCCAGCCUGUGCUUCUUUCUGAGGGAGAAGGACGUGGAGAGCCAGGUGUCCUGCAAGCAUCGACUGAACCUGCGCAGCAAAUUCAACUACAACCCGUUCGGGCUGCGCUUUGGGAAGCGCGGAGGACGCUCGAAGCCGCCCGCCGACAGGUGGAGGAGAGGGAGGCUGCUGCCUGUCCUGCUUUCAGUCAGACAGCUGGAGGAGGCUUCAUGAACGCUUCAUUCAUCCAAGCGAGAAAAGCCUUUUUUCCGGCAAAGGGACUGAUGCGCUGGGUCGUUCUACCUGUGAGGUGGCGGUACGAGUGUUGCUGUAUCUCAACUGUAAUGCCUGGUCUGUUUUAUGUGACAUCAGUAAAGUUACACCACUGACAUCACUACUAAAAUCUGAGCUUUUCUAAAAUACAGUCCACUGCCGCUUCAGUGACUUUAGCUCUGUUUAGUUACUGUAUGUUAUUCGUGCUAUUUUACUAGGAUUUUAAAAUUCACCUAAUGUUUUGAGAGUAACACCACUGACAAUUUCUGAAAUCUGAGCUUUUCUUAAAUAUACCCAACUGCCACUUCAGUCUCAGUCACACCGAAUGUACAAAAUACAAAUGUUGCAUUAAUGUCAUUUUAUUUAAGUUUUAAAAUCACAUUUCAAGAGUAACACCACUGACCGUUUCUAAAAUAUGAGCUUUUCUAAAAUCUAAUGCGCCUCCACUAUGUACAAGUUCUGUAUAUGUAAAUUCACAUCUGUACAAAUAUUGCAUUCAUGCUGGUACUUCAUUUCAAUUUUACAAUUAAGGAUUAAAUUGAGUUUAGAGUAACACCACUGACUAAAUCUCACCUUUUCUAAAAUUUAGGGAACUGCUGCUGUGGGUUUUAAUGUCACAUUGUAUACAUACGUAUAUAUUUCAUACAUAUUUAAUGAGUUAAAGACAUCAGAGCUUUUUGAAACUGUAGUCAACUGCCAAAUAUUGCAUUCAUGACAUUUCAUUUAAUUAUUAACAUCACUUAAUGUUCCAAGAGCAUUAUAUUAUUUCAAUUUUAAAAUAACUUCAUUUCCGUUUUAAAAUCACACGGUUCUAGAGUCACACCACUGACAACAUUUUGGAAAAUCUGAGCUUUUCUAAAUUAUAGUUAACUGCCGCUUAUGUACAAGUAUUUUAUAAAUAUGCAAAUGCAACUGUGCAAGUAUUGUAUUCAUUUUUGGUAUUUUAUUUCAAUUUUAUAAUCACUUCAUGUUUCAAAGGUAACACCACUGACCAAAUAAAAUCUGAUCUUUUCUAAAACAGCCCACUUGCCAGUGUAGUUUCAAGGUCACAUUGUAUAUAAAAACAUUCAAACGUUGUUUUCAUGUCAUUUCCUCUCAGUUUUAAAAUCACUUCAUGUUUCACGA